Lodderomyces orthopsilosis Co 90-125 is the source of this 411-nucleotide messenger RNA. Its product is annotated as calcium-transporting ATPase. The transcript has a single exon. Bases 1 to 411 code for a protein of 136 amino acids. The record is from RefSeq and is a predicted model, not a curated record. NCBI's taxonomy places the organism in Eukaryota, Fungi, Ascomycota, Pichiomycetes, Serinales, Debaryomycetaceae.
AUGUCAGGUUUUGUGUAUAUUUCAUUAACUCUUUUUGGUCAAAUUAUUGUUUACUUUUUAACCCAAUUGAGGAUCUUCAAUACAUUUUUUUUUCUUCUUCUUCCUCUAUUAUUGUACAACAUAAGCCUUUUUUUUCCUUCUUUCACUUACACAAUUCAUAACUUGUAUUGUUCUUGUAACACCAAUGGCUGGCUCUUAUUACAUCACGCAUGUUCCGCCAUUGUAUUGUGGUUGCAGUUCUCAUUUAUAGAUAUAAGUUGGUAUGGAACAAACUUUGGAAAUUUACAAAAAAUAUACAAACCGCACGGCUUUUUUCUCGACCCCGGAGAUAAAUUACAAAUAAACGUCUCUGAUUUCAAAACCACAAAAUACGUCAUUUAUCAUCAACUAAGUCGCAUGGCUAUCUUAUAG